AUGUCAGACACACGCCGAAGACCGAAUGCGCAGGCAUCAAAGAACGCUGACGACCCCCUGGUACUGCCUCCGGGUAUCAGCUCACAUACGUUCAAGGAUUUCAUUGUGAGGGUCACAGACAUCGUUGGCGAACAUGACGUGAAUGUGAUCAAGGACGCCCAACAACUAGGCAAGGACAGCUAUCUCGACCCCAGCAAGGUGCACGACAUGUUCUACAUCGCCGAUGAAGACUACUUUGUCAGCUCAGCCGUUGUGGCGCCGCGAAACGUCCAGGACGUCCAGGCCAUCGUACGGCUUGCCAACGAGUUCGAGGUCCCCUUGUGGCCGUUCUCGAUUGGGAGGAAUGUCGGCUACGGUGGCGCCGCGCCUCGGGUGCCUGGGAGCGUCGGGCUGGACAUGGGCAAGAACAUGAACAAAGUUCUCGAGGUCAAUGUGGAUGGCGCCUAUGCCCUAGUCGAACCGGGCGUCACCUUCGCCGACUUACACAAUCAUUUGGUCCAGAACAACCUCCGAGACAAGCUUUGGGUCGACGUCCCUGACCUAGGAGGUGGAUCAGUGUUGGGGAACACGAUUGAAAGGGGCGUUGGAUAUACGCCCUACGGUGAUCACUGGAUGAUGCAUUGCGGUCUUGAAGUCGUCCUCCCGGAUGGCAAUCUACUUCGCACGGGCAUGGGUGCUCUACCUGAGCCCGGAGCGGAUGCUAGCCUACCCGUCGACCAACAACCGGCGAACAAGUGUUGGCAGCUUUUCAACUACGGGUUUGGACCGUACAACGACGGCAUCUUUACGCAGUCGUCGCUAGGGAUUGUGGUUAAGAUGGGCAUGUGGCUGAUGCCUAACCCGGGUGGGUAUCAAUCGUACCUUAUCACCAUCCCACGCGACGAGGAUCUUCAUCAAGCGGUUGAAAUUAUCCGACCACUGCGGACAGCCAUGGUAUUGCAAAAUGUACCUACUAUUCGGCAUAUCCUACUUGACGCGGCAGUUGUGGGAGAUCGAAAGGCGUACAGUGACUCCGAUAAGCCACUCACGGACGCCGAAAUGGACGCCAUCGCCAAGAAGCUCAAUCUGGGUCGGUGGAACUUCUAUGGUGCUCUAUAUGGACCUGCUCCAAUUCGAGAUGCGCUGUGGCAGAUAGUGAAGGCCUCGUUCUCUGUCAUUCCUGGAGCUAAAUUCUGCUUCCCCGAGGACGUGCCCGAAAGCAAGGUUCUGCAGAUCCGGCAUGACACAAUGCAGGGCAUCCCGAGCAUGGACGAGCUAAAGUGGGUGGACUGGCUUCCAAACGGAGCGCACUUAUUCUUUAGCCCGAUUGCCAAAGUCACAGGCGACGAUGCCAUGGCUCAGUACAAGGUCAGCCGAGCACGGUGCGAGCAGUUCGGCUUCGACUUCAUCGGCGACUUUGUCAUCGGAAUGCGCGAGAUCCACCAUAUCGUCUGUAUCGUCUUUGACCGGAAGGACCCCAAGCAGCGCCGCAACGCCCACGAAUUAAUCCGUACCCUCAUCGACGACGCCGCGAAGCGCGGCUGGGGUGAGUACCGGACCCAUCUGGCCCUGAUGGACCAGAUCGCCGGGACCUACAACUUCAACAACAAUGCACAAAUGAAGUUGAACGAAGCCAUCAAGAAUGCCCUGGAUCCCAAGGGCAUUUUGGCUCCGGGCAAGAACGGAAUUUGGCCCAAGUCUUACGAUGCGGAUGCUUGGAAAGUGCCUUUGUAA
This is a messenger RNA of Cladophialophora psammophila CBS 110553, 1713 nucleotides long. RefSeq names its product vanillyl-alcohol oxidase. NCBI's taxonomy places the organism in Eukaryota, Fungi, Ascomycota, Eurotiomycetes, Chaetothyriales, Herpotrichiellaceae. Gene Ontology annotation, molecular function: FAD binding; D-lactate dehydrogenase (NAD+) activity; D-lactate dehydrogenase (cytochrome) activity. Gene Ontology annotation, cellular component: mitochondrion. Bases 1 to 1713 code for a protein of 570 amino acids. Gene Ontology annotation, biological process: lactate catabolic process. The transcript is spliced from 4 exons. The record is from RefSeq and is a predicted model, not a curated record.